AGACUAGAGAGCAGAGAAACCAAACCAGCCUUCCCUUCCCUAUCCUCAAGAAAAGAAAAGAUCUGACCGUCAGUGACAUUAUUUCAUUUACUUGUGUUUUUAAGAACUCAACAAAGACUCUGAGAUAAAUAAAUCAUAUCAACAAGCAUCUCCAAGAACGUCACUGACGUUGUUGUCCUCGAUUAUUUUCUUUUAACUACCCAAACAACAGCAAUGUCGUGAUUGUUCUUGCACAUAAAUAGCAGCAGAGAGCAAGAAAAAGAUAGCGGACAUUAAGAAAUGGAAUGCGUGGGAGCUCGGAAUUUCGGAGCAAUGGCGGCUGUGCUGCUGUCAUGUCCAUGUCCUGUGUGGAGGUCUAAAACAGGAGUAGCAACACAGCCACAGAGUAGUAGCAGCAGCAGCAGCAGCAGUGCAAAGCAGAGUGUUUUUAAUAGUAAUAAACGAUACCGUUUAUGUAAAGUGAGGUCAGGAGGAGGUAGUAAUAGUAGUCGAGGGAUGAAUGAUAGCUGUAGUAGUGUUGCUGUCAAAGAAGGUAUGUUUGCUGAUGAAGAGGAUUAUAUUAAAGCCGGUGGUUCUGAGCUUGGUUUUGUACAAAUGCAGCGAAAAAAGGCCAUGAGUCAACAGUCUAAACUUGCCGACAAGUUGCGGCCGAUAGCAACAAGCGGAGAAGGUGGAGGAGAACUGGAUUUGGUGGUGGUUGGUUGUGGUCCAGCAGGAUUAGCUUUAGCUGCAGAAUCAGCUAAGUUGGGGUUAAGUGUUGGACUUAUUGGUCCUGAUCUUCCUUUUACUAAUAAUUAUGGUGUUUGGGAGGAUGAAUUUAAAGAUCUUGGACUUGAUGGGUGCAUUGAGCAUGUUUGGCGGGAUACCAUUGUAUAUCUUAACGACAAUGAUCCCAUUCUGAUCGGUCGCGCCUAUGGACGAGUUAGUCGAUAUUUGCUCCAUGAAGAGUUGUUGAGGAGGUGUGUCGAGUCAGGUGUUUCAUAUCUGAGCUCCAAAGUGGAAAGGAUUACCGAAGCAACUGAUGGUCAAAGUCUUGUAGCUUGUGAACAUGGCAUUGUAGUUCCAUGCAGGCUUGCUACUGUUGCAUCUGGAGCUGCUUCGGGAAAACUCUUGCAGUAUGAGGUGGGAGGUCCAAGGGUUUCUGUGCAAACAGCUUAUGGUGUGGAAGUUGAGGUGGAAAACAAUCCAUAUGAUCCUAGCCUAAUGGUUUUCAUGGAUUACAGAGACUACAUUAAACAAAAAGUUCAAUGUUUAGAAGCUGAAUAUCCAACAUUUCUUUAUGCAAUGCCCAUGUCGUCAACAAGAGUUUUCUUUGAGGAAACUUGUUUGGCCUCAAAAGACGCGAUGCCUUUCGACUUGUUAAAGAAAAAACUCUUGUCAAGGUUAGAGGCAAUGGGAAUCCGAGUCUUGAAAACCUAUGAAGAGGAAUGGUCUUAUAUUCCAGUUGGUGGUUCCUUGCCAAAUACUGAGCAAAAAAAUCUUGCAUUUGGUGCUGCUGCUAGCAUGGUGCAUCCAGCCACAGGCUAUUCAGUGGUGAGAUCAUUGUCCGAGGCUCCAAAUUAUGCUUCUGUAAUUGCAAAUAUAUUGAAUCAGGAUCAUUCUAAGGGAAAGCCUACUCUUGAAAGACGUUAUGCAAAUAUAUCAAUGCAAGCUUGGAAUACUCUUUGGCCACUAGAGAGAAAACGUCAAAGGGCAUUCUUUCUCUUUGGACUAGAACUUAUAUUGCAGCUGGAUAUUGAAGGCAUCAGAUUAUUUUUCCAUACCUUCUUCCGCUUACCCAGUUGGAUGUGGCAGGGAUUUCUUAGCUCCUCUCUCUCCUCAGCUGAUCUCAUGUUAUUUGCCUUCUAUAUGUUUGUUAUUGCACGAAAUGAUUUGAGAAUGUGCCUUGUCAAGCACCUGCUCUCCGAUCCAACAGGAGCAACUAUGAUAAGAACUUAUCUGACAGUGUAGACCUAUCUUUUUUACGAGUUUUUCCCUUUGUUGAGUUCUGUUUUGCACUGCUGUUCAGGAUACUCGAAGGCCACCCGUGUUGAAAAACUAGGUAUAUGUACAUAUAUAAAUUUUAUGUGUAUAUUUAUCCGUUUGCUUAAACGUGAUGGAGACACUGUUGUUUUGAUCCCAUAACUAGUGUAGAUGCUCAUCGUAUCUAUGGCAUCUUUUUCUUGAUGAA
Molecule: messenger RNA, 2170 nt
Organism: Populus nigra (black poplar)
Lineage: Eukaryota; Viridiplantae; Streptophyta; Magnoliopsida; Malpighiales; Salicaceae
Product: lycopene epsilon cyclase, chloroplastic
Exons: 11
Coding region: 280-1950 (556 amino acids)
Biological process (GO): carotenoid biosynthetic process
Molecular function (GO): oxidoreductase activity, acting on paired donors, with incorporation or reduction of molecular oxygen
Source: RefSeq, a predicted model, not a curated record